AUGUGGAGCAACAUUCAACAAAUAUACGAGGUGCAUGAACAAGUUCACGGUCUUCCUAGGAUGCUUGGUAGCAUCGAUUGCAUGCAUUGGGCAUGGGGAAACUGUCCAGCGGCUUGGCGAGGUCAACAUGAGCGAGGCCGUCAUCCUGGCCCAAGCAUUAUGCUUGAAGCCGUGGCAUCGUAUGAUCUUUGGAUUUGGCAUGCUUUCUUUGGUACAACCGGAUCUAACAACGACAUUAACGUUUUUCAUGUGUCACUGAUAUUCAACGAUGUUGUUGAUGGAGUUGCACUUGGGCAAGUCUUCUAUGUGAAAGAUCAAGAGUACACGUAUGGAUACUAUUUGUCCGGUGGUAUUUAUCCAGAGCGGGGUACUAUUGUCCAGGCUUUUUCAUACCCACACGACGACAAAAGAAAACUUUUCACAAAAAGAGAGUCUGUAAGAAAAGACAUCGAACGUGCAUUUGGGGUUCAAAAGAAGCGUUGGGCGAUCAUUUUCAAUCCGGCACGUAUGUGUGCAAAAGAAAAACUAAGAGAUGUCAUGUAUGCGUGUUUGAUUCUACAUAAUAUGAUUUUGGAGGAUGAAGGUAAGGCGAUAUGCCAAAACUAUGAAGGUGACGUUCCACGACUUCCUUGUACGAUAAGCAACGAGCAGAAGCUUCGAAUCGUGCGGAAAUUCGUUCUGAUUGCCUUCAUGACGCCUUUCGUGCAGAUUUGGUGGAACAUGUUUGGUGUUAUAAUUCUCAUGAGUUGGGCUCAGACUCAGAGAAGGAGUCGGCUUAGUUAUCUUUAUUUUUAUUUGUAUUUGCUGAUCUUUUCGUUUUAA
Molecule: messenger RNA, 822 nt
Organism: Helianthus annuus (common sunflower)
Lineage: Eukaryota; Viridiplantae; Streptophyta; Magnoliopsida; Asterales; Asteraceae
Product: protein ALP1-like
Exons: 1
Coding region: 1-822 (273 amino acids)
Source: RefSeq, a predicted model, not a curated record